Molecule: messenger RNA, 660 nt
Organism: Guillardia theta CCMP2712
Lineage: Eukaryota; Cryptophyceae; Pyrenomonadales; Geminigeraceae
Exons: 2
Source: RefSeq, a predicted model, not a curated record
UGCGAUGCAGGGAGUUACGUCGAUCAGACGGGUCAGUUCGAGUGCAAGCUCUGCCCUGCCAACGCCUUGAGCCCCAUAGGCAGCAAGAAGCUCCAGGACUGCUACUGCACACCCGGCUACGUCGGCGACCCUGCCACAGGGCUGCCCUGCACGGCAUGCAAGAUCAACUACUACAAGGCUAACCCCGGCAUCGGCUCCUGCGUCGCAUGCCCGCCGAAGUCCUUCACCUAUCUGACGGCCUCCUCCUCCAUCCAAGACUGCUACUGUGAGCCCGGUUACUAUGCGGUGGGGCUGGACCAGGGGCAGCUGACGUGCGAGCGUUGCCUCCCCGGCUACUUUUGCAAGGGAGGACAUGCCGCAAUGGCGAGAUGUCCGACUGGCAUGUGGUCAACGGCUGGCAACGACACCUGCCAGGAAUGUCCCUUCGGGUCGGAGCUGGCAGACGUUCCUCAGUCCGGCACUGUGCAGGACUGCCUCUGCGCUCGUGGGUACUAUAGCGCCAACAACGAUGCCUCCCCGCCAUGUGCGCCUUGUCCGACAGGGUUCUUCAAAGCUUCGACAGGCUUGAGCUCCUGCCUAUCUUGCCCAGCUGGAACGUACGCGCAAGUCUCGCCAGCCGUCAGCACGGACUCGUGCAAGGUCUGCAGCGGUACCUACGCG